Messenger RNA from Archocentrus centrarchus (flier cichlid), 2938 nucleotides. Its product is annotated as transmembrane protein 100-like. The transcript has 2 exons. Gene Ontology annotation, biological process: cellular response to BMP stimulus. Gene Ontology annotation, cellular component: plasma membrane. Bases 184 to 654 code for a protein of 156 amino acids. NCBI's taxonomy places the organism in Eukaryota, Metazoa, Chordata, Actinopteri, Cichliformes, Cichlidae. The record is from RefSeq and is a predicted model, not a curated record.
CCACGUUCCCCCCCGUUCAUUUCUGCAGUGAGAACGAUGCAGAGCGGCGAGCCUGAGGAGGCUCCACGCUGAGGAGACCCAGACCCACCGAGCUCAUUCAGGCUGCACUCUGAGGGCAUGGACAGCUGCUCACUGCCACACUAACUGCUCUGUGAUUGGCUGAUCCCUGACACCUCUAUCAAGAUGGCUCAUCUGUUCCUCGCCAGUAAGAUUACCAUGCCGGAUGACCUCCAUGGCAAAGGUGGCAGGGUCCCCCGGAGUGCCAUGAAGGUGCCGCCGUCGAUCUCUGCCGAGAAGCUGAGCCGGGACAAGCCCAGGAAGGACCGCAGUGUCGUUGUGACAACGCACAUCCCGCACGUCAACGAAGUCCAGCUUACGGCAGCGACUGGGGGCGCCGAGAUGUCCUGCUACCGCUGCACAAUCCCCUUUGGUGUGGUGGUCCUCAUUGCUGGCAUCGUGGUGACGGCAGUGGCCUACACCUUCAACUCCCAUGGGUCCACCAUCUCGGUGCUGGGACUGGUGCUUCUGUCUGCCGGACUGGGACUGCUGGGCUCCAGCGCCAUCUGCUGGAGGGUUCGACUGAAUAAGAAGAAGGACAAACGAAGGGAGAGCCAGACCACCCUCAUGGCCAGCCAGGGGUACUGCGUGGUCUGAGCACACCUGGAUGUUCAGGAGGUGGAGUUCAGACUGGUGGAUUUUUGAAGAUGAGGAAUUUGAAUGCAACGGAAUAACAAUGUGAACUAACAGGAAAUGAAUUCGAUGUGUUGCUUUCUCCUCCAGCGUAUGCGAGGAAGACUCUGCAGACAUGUUUAAGUUUGACUAGCAGAGUGAAGGACGAGUCUCAGACACAUUGGUGGAUACACCACACUGGAGGUGUUGGAUAAAAGAAAGGGUGCUGAGAUGGAGAUAUAAAUAAUAGAUUAUUAAGUAAUUUGCAAACAUACUGAUAAUCCUAUAAUCAUUUAGCUCAUUUUUGAAGCAGAAAUUCCAAAUAUUUUCAGGUUUGAGCUCAUCAAAUGUGAGUAAUUUAUUGUGGGGGGUUCUGGACUGAAAACAUUUAAAUUUCUCAACACCCACCCUGUCACUGGUGACCCAUCUCAGUUUUAGGUUUGUGACUCAAACAGAAUCCAAGCCUGAGCCUGGACAGGUGACCUGUUGGAUGUUUGGAGGUCAUGGAAACAACUUACGAAGGCCUUUAGGCCUUGUGUAAGUCUGACAUUCAGAAUAAGACCAGGGCAGUUUUUCACUGUUGGAGCAGGUAAAUGGAUUAAAUUGGAUUAUUGCAGGUUCAAAUUAUUGCCAAAAAAAAAAAAGAUUUUCUUGAAGAUAAACUUUAUUCAUCAACACAGCAGGUUUGUAAUUUCUAUGGAGGAUGUGUUAGGAUUAAUGAUUCUGCUUUUAUUCUGAAAGUCUUGUCACUAAAAGAGUUUUAAAUUUCUGUAUUAACUCAAUGAACCUCGAAGGUUUUAAGUGUUUGGCUAAAAGAAAAAAGAAAUGAUUCAUUAAAAACACCCCAUCAGAUUUUUGGGUAAUAUCAGUGUUAAUUUGACGGCUUCUUAAAACUCUCAUUUAUGAUGCACAGUAUCUAACUAAAGCUGCUAAUAAGCUAUAGAAGACAUUUAAAGGUACUUUAAUGUAGAUGUUUCUCUUAGUUUGUAUCUCUAAUUGGUCUAAUUUGUGGCCUCCAUCCAUUUCCCUGUGAUAGAGAGGACAUUUUUCGGGGUGGAGAUAUUUGAUUUCAUCGUGAGUCUUAUCUUUUUGGUGAGACUACAGAUGUCUUUUCCUCUAAUGUUGGGUUCAGACUACAGGAAACAGUCUGAUAAGAUGUUCUUGCGUCAGAUCAGGUCAUUAUUGAAUCACGAACAUAAACAUCUGGUCCAAUUGUAGCUUGUUGUGUUUCACAACCUGAUUAAAGUCUCUGCAAGAAGGGCCGAGGGACUGACAAAAAUGUAAUCAUAUGAUGUGGCGUGUGUAGCCACAUUUCCACAAGAAAUUCUCAGAACCUUUAGUUCUCUGAGCUAAUGUCCAGGAGCUUUCCAGGAACUUUCCAAGGAGGUAUAAUGGGUCCCCAAGAUCUGGUUUAUCAGUGUUUCCAUCUUAUUCUGAAAGCCCAUGAAAAAAUUAGGCAAAUCAGACUCGAGUCUAAAUGAGAUUCAGACUUAAUGACAAAAGGCAACACCAUUUUUUUUUGUUUCUUUGCCCUCACAAAGCAAAGACAGCUUUAGCUAAAUUGACAGAUCACCAUCCCAAACUCAAACCGGAUUCCUUGAACAACUCCAUGAUGACGUGUCAAUGACCAACAUGAAUAAAAACAACCUCCUUGUCUAUUUAUCUUGUAAGAAAUUUACGAGGCAUCUUCACCAAUUUAUGUAAUGUUCCUUUACUUUAGGUAAAUCUAACCUCAGCAGAGCCUUCUUGGAGAUGACAGUCUGGACCUUAAUUCAGAUCCUAGUUCCUGCAGUGGCAGUGCAGGUGGAAGAGGUGAGUUCCUCAAAGGGUUUUUAAUCCAUAGAGAAGGUUCAGAAAAGGACACAAAGAGUGCCAUCUGGCUCAUCUGCCCUUUGCCUUUUAUAGACAGGUGAGUCUUUUUGGGGGACUUCAUGAGGCAUCCAUGACAUGGCAUGGCAUCAUUUUGUGUCUACUGUAUGUGAUAAAACCAUCAAAUAUUCCACCUGGUAACAUUCUUCAGAGCCAAACGCUCCACGUCUUUGCGUUUGUGCUGAUAUCGUGGAGUCUGAACCCAACACGCUGUUGUAACUGAGUAACUGAGUAAUGUACAGUGCUGAGGUCAAAAAUAGACUGAUUUCUGACAUGCAUGCUACUCUGUGUGUUUAGUGCACUAUGAUACAGAUGUAUUCCACUGUAUUAAAGCUGUUUAACUCUUAUUUAUUCUGUGGACGUAUUCGUGUAAAAUAUUUGUUCUAUUAAACUCAGCCAA